Molecule: messenger RNA, 7300 nt
Organism: Stegastes partitus (bicolor damselfish)
Lineage: Eukaryota; Metazoa; Chordata; Actinopteri; Pomacentridae
Gene: rabl6b
Product: RAB, member RAS oncogene family-like 6b
Exons: 16
Coding region: 349-2664 (771 amino acids)
Cellular component (GO): cytosol; nucleus
Molecular function (GO): GTP binding
Source: RefSeq, a predicted model, not a curated record
CUGCUAUAUCUGUGUGGAGAUGGAGGUCUGACAGAUGUUUUGAGGAGAAGAUGUCAGGACUGCUGCUUCUUAUCUCACUAAAUAACCAUGCUGCUCAAAACAACAUGGUAGUUACCUCCACCUCUGACAGGCAAGGAAGAACAUCUAGUCAGAUUUAAGGGGAGCUAAAUUAAGAGUCAAUAUCAAGUCAUUUGUCAUCAUAUUUUCUCCUAAGCAUGGACCCUUAACUUUCUCAACCAUCAGACUACACUGUUACACUUUUCCUUAAGUUAUCGUGUUAGGAAUCAUCGGGCGGAUUUUCACUCUGUUACCACGUGUCCCUGUAAGAGCUCUUGAAGCCUCAUCACCAUGUUUUCAGCGCUGAAGAAACUGGUGGGAUCUGAGCCAGGACAGCUCAGGGACAAGAACAUUCCCGCUGGCCUGCAGUCGAUGAACCAAAGUUUGCAGAGACGCUUUGCCAAAGGGGUCCAGUAUAACAUGAAAAUAGUCAUCCGAGGCGACAGGAACACUGGAAAGAGUACUUUAUGGCAUCGACUGCAGGGCAAGAAGUUUGUGGAGGAGUACAUACCCACUCAGGAGAUCCAGGCCACAAGCAUCCAUUGGAAUUACAAAACUACUGAUGAUGUGGUGAAGGUAGAGGUGUGGGAUGUGGUGGACAAAGGCCAAAAAUAUCCUCUUCCUGAAGGUGUAGGCAAAGGCAAAAGACGUGGAGACAAUUUGAAACUGGAAAAUGAGCCCCAAGAGUCAGAUGAGGUUGCCCUGGAUGCAGAAUUCUUGGAUGUGUACAAGAACUGCAAUGGAGUCAUCAUGAUGUUUGACAUUACUAAGCAGUGGACAUUUAACUACAUCCUGAGGGAACUGCCCAAAGUACCCACCCACGUACCAGUGUGUGUGUUGGGAAACCACAGGGACAUGGGCGAGCAUCGCGUCAUCCUUCCUGAUGAUAUCAGAGACCUGAUUGCUGGGCUGAACAGACCAAUGGGAUCAUCUUACAUCCACUAUGCUGAGUCCUCUAUGAAGAAUGGGUUUGGCUUGAAAUAUCUGCACAGGUUUUUCAACAUCCCCUUCCUUCAGCUACAGAGAGAGACUCUCCUGAGGCAGCUGGAGACCAACCAGCUGGACAUGGAUGCCACCCUGGAGGAGCUGUCUGUCCAGCAGGAGACUGAAGAUCAGAACUAUGAAAUUUUCCUGGAGAACUUGGAGUCUCGCAGUAAGGGCUAUGGCUCUCCUGGUCCAGCCAAUGGUCAAAGUCCCUCCUCAGGCUCCCAGUCCCCCAUCGUCCCUCCCAGUGGAGCCUCCACGGGCAGCUCCAGCCCCAGCACCCCACAGCCCCCCAUGCCCUCCCAGGCACUUCCACAGUCACCAUCAGUGUCCGCCUCCUCCCCACCACCUCCCACAGCAGCAGUUGGCGGGGCAGCUUCGCCUACUGCUGAGAUAAAGCCACCAGCCCAGUCACCCGAACACCUCCAGUCAUCAGCUGCAUCUGGAGCGUCAGGACCCCAGAAACGCAGCUUCAUCUCCCGCUGGUUUGGCUCAUCUCCUGCUACUGAAGCUACUGCUUCUGCAACAGAGGACCCUCCGGCACAAAUGUGUCCAGCUAAGGUGCAGAGUGUGGAUGAUUUUGUGCCAGAUGAAAGACUGGACAGGAGUUUUCUAGAGGACAGCCUUCCCUCGAAGAGCAAAGUGCCCCAACCUGCACCCGCUACAGCUAUGGACAGCGACAGUGAUGGCGAAAGCAGAGGAAACCCUAUGGUGUCCGGUUUCCAGGAUGAGCUUGAUCCUGAUGACACUGAGCCCAGCCUCCCCCAGGCUAAGACUCUGCCCCACAGUAAAGAUAUUACUCUUACCAGUGAUGAGGAGGAGGGAGUACCGGCAGCCCCCACAGUUACACAGGACCAAGACCUGGACAGUGAACAGGAGCUGAAAACACCCGUGAUCCACAUCACGAAACCAAAGGUGACAUCUAAAGCUCCAGAAACCAGAGACCAGACCACAGCACCCAUCUCCCUCACUUUGACUCCAGCUUCAGAGCAGCCAGCCAGACUCCAAGGCAAGAAGAAGGGAAACACACCCAAAGCUGAAGACUCUGACACUGACCCUGAGGCUCCUGUAGCCCAGCAGAUGCUGUCUUUUGUCAUGGAUGACCCCGAUUUUGAGUCUGAAGCAUCAGACACACCAAAAAUAGCAAAGGAUGCGUUUCCCGUCAGGGAUGAGCUUCUGUCCGACCUCUCUGACGAUGACAUGCAGUUAGCCAAGGUGCCAGAGCCGUUGAAGCCCACUGUGAUCUCCUUUAAGCUCAAGGAUGAUACUGACCUGUUUGGCCUUGGAAUCCAUGAAGAGCCUGCUGCAGCCAAGGACAGCAGCGAAGAUCAAGAAGAGAAAGAAAGCAAGCACUCCUCCAAAGACAAGAAGAAAAAGAAGAAGAAGAGCAAAGAGGUAAAACCGUUGCUGUUCAUAUUACACACAGUGAACACUAUUUGUCUGAAGGUUAGUAAUGCCGGUGCAUUGAAUCUUCUUGCACACAGGAGGAUGAAAAGAGUAAGAAGAAACACAAACACAAGAAAAAGGAAAAGGAAGAAAUUGCAGCAGGAGAUGAGAAGGAGAAAAAGAAAAAGAAAUCCCGGACCAAGAAAACAGAAGUGGACGAGCUGGAGGACUUUCUAGGCGGAGGAGCAGGAUCAGUCAAAAGAGAUGAUGGCGAUUACGAAGAACUAUAAGAGCUCCUGUUUUAUGAGGAAGUGGAGCCACAGAGCAGCGAGGCGCGUGCUUGUUGGAAAAACCUCCUGGUUCCUUGACUUGUAUGUGCAUAAAGCAGCAUCUCCAAGCCAUACACUAUACGCAAGGCUACCAACUGCAUCCAGGUAAAAUAACCAAGAACUCUGGUACCUGUAUGUUCCUUCUGAUUAUCUCCCCAUCUGCACUACUGCUCACUUCCAUUCCAAACAAUAAGAAAAAGCGGGGAGACCCACAUGUACUGUAGUGAGCCGCGACAUAAAAUUUGACGAUUGGCGUGGCCACAGAUUGGCUCUACUUUGAUGUGACUGAAUAUGUUGGCUUAUCAUUUUCUUUGAUUUGAUACAAACUGUAAGUGAUCCACUCUGAAUGAGCUGCUGUAAAUACGGUUACCAUUUAGUCUGAAUGUUUGUGUGGUUGGUGUAAUAAUUGAGAGCAUGCUUAAAGUGACGACUGACUCCUUAAAGAUUCCAUCGUGUUCUUUCUGUUUCUUUCCUACUUGUUGGCUUAAAUGGUUAAUGGGAGAUUUAGUAUUGUGUCUAAUUAUGAACUGAAUUUAGAGUGAACUAAUUUAAAAAUGUCUUUUCUUUUUCUACUCCUACAUCGUCCACACUAAGUCAGCUCAAUGUGACAGUCCAUCUUUUUCCUUUCUGUCGGUUCUUUAUCUACUGUUGACCAGUUGGUCCUACUCCAGAGCUGACCUAACACUCCCUAGAGUUGUUCCAUAUCUUGCAGUCAUCACAUUUUUUUUUAAAUGCCACUGUAGCCAAUCACACUUUACAGUGGUUAUCAUUAGACUAUAUUUAUGCUGACUAUGGUUAGAUAACUGCGUUGUCAGAAAAUGGUCAUUUAACCACCUUUUCAACACAGCAGAACCUGUUGGGUAGCUUUCUAUUAGAUAUCAACCAGUAUGUUUUUUUCAGGUCUGAUUUUAGCACAGGAGACCAAUAACUGAUAUCAAAAAUGUAGCUGUAAAAUUUUAAAUCCUGCUGUCAAAAUUGAAAAUAUCACAAACUGGAACACAAAACAUCAUUAAAACGCCUUUGUUUCUUUACUUAUGAUUCGAUAAGAGAUCCUUCAGUAUUGACAGGCUCUUAGUUGUGGCUUGUAACCAAUCACAGGUGUGGGUGGAACAUUGCUCGAGACCACAGAGUGACUACACUCAGAGAGCAUCAGAACCAACAUAGCACGUUUUUAAACUCAUUUGUUAUCAGAAAUCGGUUGCAAAGAUAAUGACACUGAUGAGCUGGAAAAUACAAAGUACUGACUCUGAUAAUCAGCCAUGCCGACGCGUGGUCGACCCAUACUUUCUAGAGCCAUGAACAUAUUGCUGUCUUACACUGCAUGUAAGAACAACUAAAUUAUGAGCUUGUCUGUAUUAAAAAUCUCACUUACAGGACCACUUUGCUAGCCAAAUAGUUACAGUGCAUGCCACAUAACUGCAACGUCUUCUGUUUGAUUCCAACUGGCUUCUCUUGUCUCAUAUUUCCUGUUGACUUCUUAAAGUGAACAGGAAAUCUUUAAAAAAAAUUCAACCAUGAAUUAGGCUGUGAUCCAUAUAUAGGUAUAAAAAAAACAUGUUAUUGGGAGUUACAAAAUUAUUUAGUGCUCAGGCUACAUGAUAUCAAGCCCCACAAGGUGUCAGUCACAACAGUCAUGUUUUGUUUCUGUAUAGUGCAUCAUGGUGGAUGACAACUGAUGCCACAGUUCAGGAUGUCCCAACAAAGAAAUUAGCCAUCACCUACUUCAUCUGCCAACAUAAGAUCAGCUAAAGGACUAGACAACUCAAACUGUCAUCCAUGGACAGGCCCAUAGCUUUCUUUUUUCUUUUUUUUUUUUUUAAUUACAUAGUCAUUACGAUAUACACACAGCAUUGAAUGUCAUUGUUUACAAUCUUGUUUCUGGAAGUUUGUUUCAUUGUACCUGCUUCCUAAAUGACAUCAUGCAAGUUGUCAAAACCUGCAUGUUACCUUAGUUGUGGACCAGUGUGUGGUCUGUUUUGUUUCUUGGCAAAGUUUAAAGUUUGGCAGGACUUUGAGUCUACAGUCAGCUAAUAUGAUACAGUUAUCAGACUGUAUUUUAUGUGCAUUUUAAAGUAGCACAUCAGAAAAAACGUGCAUGGAAAAAGCAAAACUUACAAAACUUUUUACACUCCCUUGGGGUUAUUUGUUACAAAGUAUGUGCUGUUUCGUGCUUACAGUUGGGACGUGCUACUUUGUCAUAAAAAUUCGCCUAAAAUGUUGACCGUCGCAGUCUGUGGUAUGAAAUGAGCUGUCAUCUGUUUGUGAGCUCUCUGGGGCUCAAGCUUGUUUAUGUUCAUGCAUGACACUUGCAAUGCAUGAAUGUAACCGUGCAGAGGAAUGUUGGGUCAGAAUGGAAACCAGUUCGUAACCAUCUUAUCAGACACGAUCAUGUAGUCGGAACUUGGAAUCACUGUCAUUUCCUGAUAACUCGAGCAAGCUCAGCAAAAGCUAAGUCUUCCUGUUACUUGAGGUAAUUUAAAAAUGAAAGAUACUCAACCAUGGCUCUGGUUCUCUUGCCCUAUCUGCUCCCUCUUUGUUUACAAGUCCACUAACCAACAAAUUUGCACCCUGGGAUCUAAUCACAGUACAUAUAUAGGUCACGUUUUAACAGGUGUAAAUAAGGCCAUGGCGUUAUAGGUGAUAAAAGAGAGCAGGAGACUCACAGGAUCACUCGGCUCGGUGUCUCCAACCAUACCAGAUACUUCACACAUGUUGAUUUUUGUCUCAUAAAAAAAAAUACAAUAAAAAAUAACAGAACAAAAAAAACAGUCACCUUUGUUCAUCUGACUGGGGAGGAAAGAGACACUGCCUGUUCAAGGUUCACUAUAAUUCAUAAAACAGUGUUUACAUACAGAUAGGAAAAUGCUGGUUGUUGGUGCUGUCAGAAGGAGUGAAUCUCCCUGAUUCCUCACUGAUCUCUACAUAACUCUGUUCAUGUGCUCAGUCAUAAAUCCAUCAGAAUGAAUUUAUGACUGUCAAAGCUGGCAGUGACCCAUCUCUAAAGACAGAAAUAUUGUGCAAUCUGAUAACCACCAAGUAGCCGUUUUCCUGAUCUUAACUAAAACUCUAAUAGUUUUCACAGCAUUGUAAAAAAAAAAUAGCGGCUUAGCAUGGACGUAGUCUUGGUGUGAAACUGACAACAGCCAAGAAGCCUGGUGUUUGCUUCUGGCAUCUCCUGAAGCUGCUUUGGCAGUGAACUUGUGAUUUAAUGGCUUCACCCACUGAUUAAAACAGCUGCAACUCUGAAUUUCCUGCCCCCUUAACACCUUGCUUUCUCUGCUGCACCUUAUAGGCUACAUACAAGUAAUUCUCUUCAUGUUUUCUGCAAUUGCCUUAAUGGAAUUUACUACAAGGGAAUGAUAUGCAGUUGGCCCCAUGAACCAUUUUAAGUGUUCUUACUGUAAACAGUUAGAAGUAAGGUAGCUUGUUUGGGUUUAGAAUGGUGUCUUAGCCUUUCAUUGGUGGAUCUGUAUCAUCCUUAAAGCCUGUUAUAAGAUUGCUGUGAAUCAGUACAUUUAUUUGUCUUUUGCUUUUGUUUGUAAUUGGACAGCAGUUCCUCUAAAGGAGUGUGAUGUUCAUAUUUCUCUGUACGUGCAAAAAUUACGUGAUUUUCUCAUUGUUUUGUCCUUGCGUUAUUUAUUGCUUCUGUUUUUUUGUUUUGUUUCAAAAUGUCAGGGUUUUGUUUGAGUGAUUUUUGUGCUCAGACUGUCCUCACAGGCAUCAUGCAGCUUUUUAUGGGUCACAGCUGUUCAUAUUUUGGGACUUUCUCCUUUAGUACGCAAUCCAGCGGUUUACUUCCACAGCUUUUUAAGGAAGUAUACGUGUUCAUAUGAACUGCUCGACUGUGGUAUUUCUUUGGUCUAAAUGCCUCGAUUUGCCUGCUCUUGAUAAACGGACAUGACGUGCAGCAUCUUCCAUAACUGGCAGCGAGGCAAAACAAACGAUGUGUAUUUUUAGACAUGUUUUGACAACUGACAGAUUUCAUACAGUUUUUCAUCUCCCACACACAGAUAGUUCCACUCUGUUGGUUUACAAAGAAAUAAUGUUUGAUAUUCCAAAGUUGAAACUAUGCAGCAUUGAUCCUGAAUACUGUAUGCUCUUCUUUUUCUGUCUUUUGUCCUGUGAUUGAGGAUAAAUGCUGACAGCACAGUUUCAAGCAAAGCAUGAGACUUAAAUGUACAGCAAGAAAAGAAUGUAUAAAGUAUAUAAAUAAAUAUAUAUUUGAAGAUCUUUGUUCCAAAAUGUUACGUACACCAUGUGGAAACAAUGUCUCUGAAAUAGUAUAAGUUUAUAGAAUAAAGAAAAGAUCCAGGAGGGGACGUUGAUAUAAUUCUGCUGACUGAAGUAAUCCUAUUUCUGAGAAUGAGACGCACUUUAGAAAUAUUGUGUUUUCAGGUAUUUUUUUCCAAAUGGAUGUAUCACAUUUUGGAAUGAGACCCUUCAUUUAUUUUUCACCCCAUGACAUGUUCCAUCUUUAAACUAUGUGUGAGUUUGCCUAUGUUUGGUUUGUCCAAUAAAUGCAAACUUAUUUCUUCAUAAAAAAU